AUGGUUGAAGCGAAGUUCAACGAGGAAGAACUCCUGGUGACUCGGAUGUUGGGUCGGGGCUACGACUGCACCCGGUACUAUGCCGAGAAACAGAGGAUAGUGCGAGAGUUGGCCUAUGAAAUGUGGCGCCAAAUGGGUCGUAAACACUGCCGUCUGGCCAUUAUAAAGAAAUGGCUGUUUGAGUUACGUCUGUCCCCUCCAGGUUCUGAGUUGGGAGGCAUUUGUCUAUUAGGAAUAGGAAUAUGGAUUGUUGCUGAUCCUGAUGGAUUCCAGACUCUUAUCACUUCAAACCCUUUAUUAAGUGCUGGUGGCUACACCCUACUAAUUGUUGGGCUGGCACUUUCACUGCUUGGAUUCCUGGGAUGUUUUGGAGCAAUCCGAGAGAAUAAACCACUGCUCUUAGUGUUUUUUAUACUUAUUUUGCUCUUCUUCACUGUGGAACUUGUUGGUAUUAAGAAAAUAGUAGUUGCCAUACACUAUUUGAGCAAUAUUAUUAAAGAAGAUCAUUUUCUUCUUGAGUUGCAGAAGUAUUACAAAGGAGACAAUUCUUCUGAAGUUUUCAGCCAGUCCUGGAAUACCAUUAUGAUUGCAAUGUCCUGCUGUGGUAUAUCUGGAUUAAAUGACUUUGAUAACAGAUCCCAUUUCCACCACCUAUAUCCUUUUGCACCAUGGCCAGAAGCAUGCUGCACGCGUGACAACCCAGUUAUAUCCGGAAUCAUAAAGGAUAAACAGAAGUGCAUGGAGAAUAUGCCAGACUACACUAAUAAUCAGGGCUGUUUUAUUACCAUUGCUAAAGGUUUGAAGAAAUAUAUUUCCAUAUCUGGAGCUGUCGGCCUAGGUGUACUUGGAGUUGAGGUCACCGCCUGUCUUACUCUUUCUAGCCCCGCCCUCAUCUUUGCUGUCAGCGAAUCAUCUUUGAGUUCCCUCUCCCAGUGGCUAAAUACCUUGUUACCCAGCCCCAUGGAGUGGGUAUUUUGGAGUCUGCCAUACAAAUCGGACAAUGUACCAGCCGAGUUGUCCCGGCCUAUCAAGCCCUCAAACCAGAAAUUUUAUAAAGGCACUAAUUUUGCCUACAUCUUGAUGUUUAAUAAGAAGGGAUCAUCUGAUUUUAACUGCCAGAUAAAAUUUGUGGUAACACAUUUCCUUUAA
Molecule: messenger RNA, 1149 nt
Organism: Bufo gargarizans (Asiatic toad)
Lineage: Eukaryota; Metazoa; Chordata; Amphibia; Anura; Bufonidae
Product: tetraspanin-18-like
Exons: 10
Coding region: 1-1149 (382 amino acids)
Cellular component (GO): membrane
Source: RefSeq, a predicted model, not a curated record